AUGGCCUAUGAAGAACAUUACACAGGAAUUUUAGAGAAAAUGUCACAAUUAAUCCUGGAAAACAUGCCAAAGGCUCACUAUUCCAGUUUAUUGAAUGAUUUUGUUGAAUCUGAGUUUUUUCUGAUUGACGGAGACUCCUUGCUUGUCACAUGUGUAUGUGAGAAGUCGCUAGAGCCUGGGCAGAGUCUCCACUUCUUCUACUUGGUUGAGCGUUACCUGCUGGAUGUUAGUAGCAAAGGAGGACAUUUUGCCAUAGUUUUCUUCAAGGAUGCUGAAUAUGCAUACUUCAGUGUCCCUGGACUUCUUACACUGAGAACUGCUUUAAUUUUGCACCUUCAGAAGAAUACUGCCAUUGAUGUGUGGACUGAAUUUUCUGGAUGCUUGUCAGAAAAGUGGAGUAUUACCUUAAGUCAGAGUUGCCCAUAUUUCUUGAUUCUUGCUGAUGAAGGCCUGAACGAUCAGCAGACACACCUUUUCAACUUUUUAGUCAUUCAAUCUUGGGCAGCAAAGGUCAACAUCGCACUCUUCUCAGGGCAAACAUCUGGCAUCAUUCGUCUUUAUGCAUAUUUUAUGCAAAGCUCAUAUUCAAAGCAGCUGUUUUUCAAGCAGUUUGAGAAGGACAUUAUGAUUGAUUACAAAACCCUGAUUCAACAGUUGGAAAAAUAUAGAGACCUGGAUUUAACAACUCUAUUUGGAGAUUUGACAUUCAAUAAUAUGGUGGAAAAGGCUUGUGAGACGAUGUCUCUACUCAAGCAACUCUGGCCAGAAGGCUCUGACAUCCGGCGAGCCCUUUGUGUCACUUCAUGCUCCCUCUUCUUGGAAAUGUACCACUGCUUUUCAGAGAACAGAGGGAAGAAAGCCUCCAAGCAGACGUGCGAAGACAGACAGGAACAAGGUAGUUGUUUAACACUGAAGGACGUAGAAGACUUCUGUAAGCUCCAUUGCCUCAGUGUGGUUUUCCAACUCCACCUACCUCUUUCCCAGAGAGCCUGCUCAAGAUUCAUCACUUCUGGUUGGAUUGAGGACCUCAAGACUGUCUUUAAAAUGAAACAGUGGUGCGAGUAUUUCAUCCUAAGUAAUGUGCACAUGAUUGAAUUUUGGAGUUUGGAUUUACUUCACCUUUCUGAUUUUAGUGAUGAGCCUUUGUUGAAGAAUAUUGCUUUUUACUAUGAAAAUGAAAAUGCAGAAGGCCUGGAUAUGAAUGUAGGAGAUGUCAUCAUGAAGGAGUAUGUACAUCUCUGGGAUACUGUGUCGAAGUUGGUCAGAAACUUUGACUUGGGAAAACCAUUUCCUUUGAGAACAACAAGAUGUCAUUUUCUUAAAAAGAUACCAUCACCAAUCAAAGAAAGUUCUCAGGAGAAGAUAAAAAACUUGGGUUUUAUUCCAAUGUCAUCUAGUUUGGUUGAUGAAUUUACUGGAGACAUUUUGAAAGACUUGCCUUUCCUAAAGAACGAUGAUCCCAUUGUUACAUCCUGGAUUAAGCAUAAGGAAUUUAAUGAGCUUGUGCACUGGGAUUCCCAGAGACCCCUCAGUGAUGAUUAUGACAAGAAAAAUGCCAAAUUUACUGAAUUUUCAAGAGACCCCCGUUAUCUUAGAAGUUUGCAGAAGUAUCAUGUUUUUCAACGACUUUAUGGGAAAUCAUUAGAAACGGUCUCUUCCAAGACCAUCACAACUCAAGGUCCUAAGGUGAAGAAGGAUAGCAAUAAGUCCAGAAGCAUAAAAGCACAUGAGACCAAGGCUGACAAAAUUGCUAGAGAGAAUAAGAAAAGGUUAAUUGCCAAGGAAGAACAAAGAGAAGAGCAAAAAUGGAAUACCCUGUCAUCUUCUAUCGAGAAGGAGAUGAAAAGGAAUUUAAGUUCUGGACUGAAGAAGCUGGAAGAGUUUUUGAAAUCAUGUAAAAGUAACUCAGUAAAAGUUCAGGCUGAAAAAGUUGGGUUAACAGCUUGCUUGACAGCAUGGAAGGAUCAUUGCCGAACUGAAGGUGAAACCACGAAGGAUUUAAGCAUAGCUGUCAAUAUGAUGAAGAGAAUCCAUUCCUUGUUGGACAAACACUCUGAACUUCUGCAAGAAGCAGAUCAGAAACUCAUAGCCAGAUGUCUAAUGUAUUUAGGAUUUGAUGAGCUAGCAAAUUCUUUGUAUCCAACUCAGAAUGCAGCAGAUGACAUAAAAAUGACAAAGAAGAAUAUACAUUCAAUUGGAAUUGGACCAGUUCGCUUCCAACUACAAUAUAUGGGUCACCAUUUGAUACGAGAAGAAAGAAAAGAUCCAGACCCCAGGGUUCAAGAUUUUAUUCCUGAUGAAUGGCAGGCACUUGCUAAUCAAGUGGUAGCGACUAUUCAAAAUCGUUACACCAAAAUUCUGCCAGCUGGUGAAGUUCUGUGUGGUGUUUUCACUAAGGACUACAGUCAUGAUGCCCUUAACUGCCAGGUGCUUGUUACAGAUCCUGUCUCCUUUGAAAGUCUGCUACUCGCUCCUCAUCGCCAAAACUGGGUGAAGAGGAUCAGAUACGUCAUAUUUGAUGAGGUACAUUGUCUUGGUGGAAAAAUGGGAGCAGAAAUCUGGGAGCAUCUCCUUGUCAUGAUCCGAUGCCCAUUUUUGGCCCUUUCAGCUACCAUAAGCAACCCUGAGGAUCUUACUGAGUGGCUCCGGUCAGUAAAGAGGUACUGGAAAGAAGUAGACAGUGCAAUGGGAGAAAAAACUUUGUCCAAAAGAAAUUCUGGCUCCCGUGGCAGUCAUCACGAAGACCAAGCACAAGCCAGACAGUCAUACAAAGUUAGACUUGUGAUCUAUGGAGAGAGAUACAAUGACCUAGAGAAGCAUGUAUGUUCUGUGAGACAGGGUGAGGUUUGUUUUGAUCAUUUUCACCCAUGCGCUGCACUAACCACAGAUCAUAUUGAAAAGCAUGGAUUCUCUUCUGACCUUGUCUUUUCACCUCGAGAAAGCAUCCAGCUAUAUGACGCUAUGCUUCAGGUCUGGAAGAGUUGGCCCCGGGCCCAGGACCUGUGUCCAGAGAACUUCACUCAUUUUAAGAACAAAAUAGUUAUUAAAAAGUUGGAUGUUAGAGAAUAUGAGAAGAACUUAAAGGAAGAAUUCACAAACUGGAUUAAAAAUGGGAAUGAGGAGCAGGCCAGAAUGGUGCUACAGAAGCUGAGUCCCGAUUUCCAUGACUACUCAGGACGGAUGCUGGACUUCUUUCCGCAUCUUGUUGAGAAGCUCAGGGAAAUGGAUAAAUUGCCUGCAGUGUUCUUUCUUUUUAGAUUCGAGUCUGUAGAAGAAUGUGCUAAGGCUGCUUGCCAAUUUCUGGAAGAUAAACAGGAGGAAAAGAGGCCUUCGAAAGCUGAUAAAGAAGCUCAUGCCAUUGCUAAUAGACUUCGAAAAGUUAAAAAAUCUUUGGAGAAACAAAUGAUAACAGAUGAAAAUAAUGAAAAGCCUUCCAGAAGAUUGGAUCAAAGCAUCAUGCAGGAAGCUGAACACGAUUAUCUCCUGAAGCGUCUGGAGAAGAAUCUGGAGAUUCCUCAGGACUGCACGUAUGCUGAUCAGAAAGCAAUAGAUGAUGAGUCAUUGCAGAUGGUGUUUAAACGAGUGAAAUAUGAAAUUAAUGGUAACACACUGAAGACUUUGGCAAGAAGGGGUAUUGGCUAUCAUCACCGUUUCAUGUCCAACAAAGAAAAACAGUUAGUGGAAAUUCUCUUUAGGAAAGGAUUCAUUAGGGUGGUGACAGCUAGUGAAACACUCUCUUUAGGAGUCAACAUGCCGUGUAAAUCCGUGGUUUUUGCUCAAAACUCUGUCUAUCUGGAUGCUUUAAAUUUCCGACAGAUGUCUGGUCGGGCUGGAAGACGAGGACAAGACCUGCUGGGUGAUGUCUACUUCUUUGAUAUUCCACUACCCAAGAUAGAAAAACUCAUAAAAUCCAAAGUGCCUGAGCUGAGAGGCCAGUUUCCUCUCAGUAUCUCACUCAUUCUGAGACUCAUGCUGCUGGCCUCCAAGGCAGAUGACCCAGAGGACGGCAAGGCGAAGGCACUGUCAGUGCUGAGGCACUCGUUAAUAUCCUUUAAACAUUGCCGAGUCACAGACAUGUUAAAGCUUUAUUUCUUAUAUUCUUUGCAGUUCCUGGUGAAAGAGGGAUAUAUAGAUCAAGAAGGUAACCCUACAGGGUUUGCUGGCCUUGUAUCACAUUUACAUGACCAUGAACCAUCUAAUUUUGCUUUUGUCAAUUUUCUUGUAAGAGGUCUUUUCCAUAAUCUUUGUCAACCAACUCAUGAAGGCUCAAAACGUUUUUCUGAAGAUGUAAUGGAAAAGCUGGUCUUAGUAUUGGCAAAUCUUUUUGGAAGAAGAUAUAUUCCAGCCAAGUUCCACGAUGCUGACAUCAAGGAUUAUCAAUCAAAGGUAUUCCUUGAUGACUUCCCUGAGGACUUCAGUGAGGCCCUGCUUGAGUACAACACUCAAGUGACAGAGGACUUUGCUGCUUUUCUGCGAAUUGUGUCCCAAUUGGCUGAUAUGAAACUGGAAUAUCAACUCCCCUUGUCAAAAAUUGAAUUCACAGGUAAGGACCGUGAAGACUCGCCACUUGCGUCUCACCUGAUGAGCUGCAGGGAAGGAAGGAGGGCAGUUUCACCAUUUGUCUGUCUUUCUGGAAACUUUGAUGUGGAUUUGCUUCGUCCAGGAGUUUCAGAUAACGUCAUUCUGCACACAGUUGGUAUCGAUCACACCCAAGCCCCAGUGCUGUGGCCACACGGAUUUGAUAGUACAGGAAGAAAAAUGCCACUUAGUGCAUAUGCACUUGACUUUUAUAAGCAUGGAUCUCUUGUGAGAUUAGAGAAGGAAAAUAGGAUACAUCAAGGGAGAGCUUAUGAUCUGCUGAAAUAUUUUUCCUCCACCAUUAAAUCUAUCAGUAUCUCCUUACGUGAACUGUGUGAAAACGAAAAAGACAACGUUGUUUUAGCAUUUGAACAAUUGUCUGAGUCCUUUCAUGAGAAGUUUGAAAAAGUGUGA
Microtus ochrogaster (prairie vole) is the source of this 4992-nucleotide messenger RNA. RefSeq names its product probable ATP-dependent RNA helicase DDX60. Gene Ontology annotation, biological process: defense response to virus. Gene Ontology annotation, cellular component: cytoplasm. The transcript has 36 exons. NCBI's taxonomy places the organism in Eukaryota, Metazoa, Chordata, Mammalia, Rodentia, Cricetidae. Gene Ontology annotation, molecular function: ATP binding; single-stranded RNA binding; double-stranded RNA binding. The record is from RefSeq and is a predicted model, not a curated record. Bases 1 to 4992 code for a protein of 1663 amino acids.